GCAUCUUCAGUUCAGGACGGACACCAUUAAACGGCGCGCAGAAGACCGAAGAAGGUGAGGCGGCGCAUGACUUGAUUUCACAUUUGAUACCGUUUGCAAGUUGAAGAGCGAUACCGUCUUUCAGCUAUAAACACCUGUGUUUAAAAGCCAAGAUGCCGGGAUCGGCCAUGGCGUGUAGAUCUAUGUGUGAAGUGUUCGUCCGUCGAAUGGCAUCCACGGCAACGGCGGCUGUGCGACCCUCGGCCACUGAGCUGCGUGCCCUGCGCAGUGCCCUGUUCGCGAAGGAGCAGGCUAGACAGCGCGCUCUCAUCACACGCACAGAGAAGAUAGAGGUUACGCUGCAGGUGCCCGGCCAGCAGGGGACACUGCUCAUCAUGAACAAGGACAUCUCCACGCCACACUGCUGUGCUCGUCACCUGACAGAGUGGCACGUUAACAGCUCGGCUCUGGCCCUGGUGGAUGGAGAGCCUUGGCCAAUGCACCAGCCCCUCACCCACUCCUGUUCUCUGUCGCUGCUUCAUUUCAAGAUGGAGGAGCCCCAUGAUGUGAACAAGGCAUACUGGCGCUCGUGUGCCGCCCUGCUCGGCCAGGUGCUUCAGAACGCCUUCAAGGAAGAAUUCGCUGUGGACCUUUUGAGAAGCCCAGAGCUACCAGUGACUUCAGGAGCUUUUUGUUGCGAUAUUGUCCUGGAUCCACGGUUAGAAUCCUGGGUGCCGUCAAAGGAAGCGCUUCGCUCCCUGACCCGGGAUGCCCACCAGCUCAUCCAGCGGAAUCUGCCCUGGGAACCUCUGCAGGUGUCGCCCUCUGUGGCCUUGGAGGUCUUUGUGCACAGCAGCUGUAAGCAGAAAGAGGUGGAAGACAGAGCAGUGGAGAGUGGAAACGGUUUAGUUACUCUGUACAGGUGUGGGGACCAUGUGCUGCUGAGUGGAGGCCCCCUGGUGGCCAGGACGGGCCUAUGCUCUCAGUAUGAAGUGACCGCGAUCCACAGUCUGGGCCAGACGGAACUGGGACUGUAUCGGCGAGCACAGGGGCUCUCUCUGCCCCUGCAGCUGCAGGCUCAGCACACUGUAUGGCGGAGGCUGAGGGAGAGAGCCGAGCGCUUGGUGGAGGUGCCUGCAUCCCCAGAGUCAGCAGCUGUAGUGGAGGUUCCUGGUUCUGAAGUCCAGCAAUCCCAGAAUGCUCCUUCCCCAGCUCAGCAGUGAUGUCACCUCUUGCUCCUGACAUGUCUAUGUCUGUGUCUGCAACAAAAGUGGGGAAAAUGUUCGCGUUUUCCUCUGUGUCCAUCUGCUUUCUGACCAAUACACUCAUUUAUGGACAGUCUGGAUUCUUUCACUUUGAUAAAUGAACCCAAAUAAAGUGAAUUAUAUUUUUAUUUUGUAUUUGUUUUGCAUGUAAAAAAUUGUGAAAAUUGCUCACAAAUGUAUAUUGUAAAUCAAGCAGUAUGAAACAUUUUGUUCUACAGAAUAUUUCAGAGUUCUUGAGACGAUCUUCUGUUUCAAAGAACGCUUUUGGAGAAAUAAAAUGACUUUUGAAACCUA
This is a messenger RNA of Brienomyrus brachyistius, 1538 nucleotides long. It is a transcript of the gene mrpl39, whose product is annotated as mitochondrial ribosomal protein L39. Gene Ontology annotation, molecular function: RNA binding; nucleotide binding. Bases 153 to 1202 code for a protein of 349 amino acids. The record is from RefSeq and is a predicted model, not a curated record. NCBI's taxonomy places the organism in Eukaryota, Metazoa, Chordata, Actinopteri, Osteoglossiformes, Mormyridae. Gene Ontology annotation, cellular component: mitochondrion. The transcript has 10 exons.